Molecule: messenger RNA, 1482 nt
Organism: Kluyveromyces lactis
Lineage: Eukaryota; Fungi; Ascomycota; Saccharomycetes; Saccharomycetales; Saccharomycetaceae
Exons: 1
Coding region: 1-1482 (493 amino acids)
Cellular component (GO): nucleus
Molecular function (GO): protein binding
Source: RefSeq, a predicted model, not a curated record
AUGGAUUAUCGAAAUAGUAAAAGGUCCAGUAUCUCAUUUGGAAGCUAUCAAAGGCAACUGAACCUGUUAGACAAUGUAGGGAACAACGGAGUUAAUUUCUACCAGCGACCAAACCAAGGCCAUUCUCAACAGUUACAACAUGGGCAGCAACAGCAGCAACAGCAACAGUUGGGACUGGGGAGUGGGAAUAGUAACUAUACAUUGGACAAGCUAAAAACGGUAACGACAUGUCAGUACCAGUCCAGCGCUCCACUUUUCGCGCUUUCUUGGAAUCAGAACGAUCAAUGUGCCCUGGGGACAUAUAAGGAAGAUUCCUACAAUAGAAUAGAGAUCAUCAACGGAUCGAACGAUUAUUCUACAUGGGAAUGUACCAACGUUGCUAACGUGGUUUAUCCUAUAUCCAGGAUCCAAUGGAUGCCUCAAAACAAUACAAGACUAGCAACAUGCUCGGAUUCCCUAAGGAUAUGGUCGUUGGAUGGCAGUUUACAGGAACAGAUCAACCUUUCUUUAUACAAAUACGGGAAACACCCUAGUUCUGCGUCUCAAAAGGAUACUGUCACGUUGGGCCAACUCCCACCCGUCACAUCGUUCCAUUGGAGUCCCAUCUCCCCUAACCUACUAUUAUCGUGUAGCAUCGACACGACGUGUACCGUAUGGGAUCUUUCGAACUCUACCAACUACGUAAAGACGCAAUUGAUUGCACAUGAUAGCGAAGUGUUCGACGUGAAAUUCUUGGCACAAUCGACGCAGUUGUUUGCCAGCUGCGGUGGUGAUGGAUCCGUCAGAGUGUUUGACCUCAGAUCACUGGCACACAGUACCAUCGUGUACGAUCACGGGAACGAGACUUCACGCGGCUCCAGCGGUGGUGGAGCAGCAGCAGCAGAUGGUCCAAACAAAAACGCAACCACGAAAGUUACUGCAAAUACUGGCAGUACCGCUGGCAGUGCCAGCGGUACUGCCAACACUUCCGCAUCAGGUACAUCAGGUACCUCGGGCACUAGCACACUCAUACCACAUGGCAAUUCCCAGGAUACAGUAGACCAAAUGGACCCAGAACCACACUCCAACGCGUUGGUGCGCCUCGAACCAAAUCCUUUCGAUCCAAACGUCAUCGUCACCGUCGCACAGGACAGUAACGCCAUCAUCGUACUAGACAUGAGAUACCCUGGAACCCCAUUGCUUACCCUCGAGGGCCACAUUGGACCUGUUAACCAAGUACAAUGGCAUCCAAAGAAAUCCGGAGUCCUUGUCUCCUGUGGAGACGAUUGCCAAGUUCUGUACUGGGAUACAAGCGCUCUACUGGGGCAAACCUCGUCCAACACCGCGAGAUGGAACAACCAAAACGUCGUACAUACUGUAGACACACCACAGAUGGCAUACACCACGGAAACCGAGGCAAACAACCUGGUCCUCAACCCUUCUGGUACCCAUGUAGGUACCGUUAACGGUAAGACCUUCACGGCGAUCAACUUGAACACGUGA